AUGGUGUAUACAGACAUCCACCUCCCACUUCCUGGCUUCAUAGCGCUAGACUGGUCGCUCAUGACCCUCGCCCUCAUCCCAAUCCUAAUCCGCAUCUCCCUGCGUCAACGAAGCCGCGGUCUCCACUCCCUCGCCACCAACAUUGCAGACGGCUUCGUCAUUCUAGCCUGGCUAUCCGGCUGCGUUCUCAUAGCGAUAAACACCUGGAAGAACAGCCUCCGAAUGAAGUACCUGCACUCCCCUCCAGGAAUGCUCUACUACGGCGUCCCACAACCUCUCUCAGGACACUUACUUUACGUAUCCUGGAUUAGUCUUUUCUUUAUCUACAUUAGCCUCUGGUCUGCCAAAGGCGCCUUCCUAGCCCUCUACUACUCGCUCUUCUCCCUACAGGGUAAACGCGCACGAAUUACACUCGCGGUAGCCUGCGCUUUCACAGCGUCUACAUUCCUACUCCACAUGUUCCUCAUCGCCUUCUGGUGUAGCCCCAUCUCAUCCAACUGGUCUCCUCCACCCGGCGAACACCUGUGUUCGGCUGUCCACUCCAUGUCCUCCGUCACCAUCUCAACCUUCACAAACAUCGCAACAGACCUCAUCAUCCUAUCCAUACCCAUAUCCACCCUCCUUGCCACGCAGCUCGGUAAGUCCGAGAAAGCCGGGCUCGCGUUUGUGUUCCUCAUGGGAAGCGUGUCGAUCCUAGCGGCACUCGUGCGUUUUAUAACGCUCAAGCUAGUGCAGAAUGUCCCCAGGGCCGAAAUCACGCAUACCAUUGAUGUCUGGGCCCUUGCCGAAAUAGUAUCCUCCAUCUUAGCUGUCUGUCUCCCCUCCCUUCGCACCUUUGCUCGUCGUCAUCGUUUCGGCGGAUCGAGGGAGAAUACCCCGCAUGCAAAGCAUACCCAACUAGGCAGUCGAAGUAAUUCUGAUAGCUUGCGGGGGAGUAAUAGUAUCACAAAUAUGGAGUGUGGGAAUAAGACAUUGAAUGUGAGCUUGCCGAUGGCAAAGAGAGAUGGUGUGAAGAUUGAGGGGAUUUGGUGUAGGAGUGAAGAAGGGGAGAGAGUGGGUCUAGGGAUUACGAAGAGAGAGAGGGACAUCGAAGCCCUUGUCUAUGCUAAUAGUCCUGAGGAUGUGAGGGUGGGAUUGAUUUAUUGAGGCGAAUCCGAUGCGUCGCUUAAAAGUUUUCUUUUAGUCGUUUGAGAUGGA
This is a messenger RNA of Lindgomyces ingoldianus, 1197 nucleotides long. RefSeq lists its product as uncharacterized. The record is from RefSeq and is a predicted model, not a curated record. The coding region runs from base 1 to 1146 and encodes 381 amino acids. The transcript is spliced from 2 exons. NCBI's taxonomy places the organism in Eukaryota, Fungi, Ascomycota, Dothideomycetes, Pleosporales, Lindgomycetaceae.